AUGUCCAACUCCGCCCAGCGAUUCUUCCGUAUCCAACUCGUGCGCUCCGCAAUCGGUCUCCCAGCACGCACGCGAGCCACUCUCCACGCCCUUGGCCUGAAGAAGCGCAUGGCCACAGUCUUCCAGCCCGUGUCGCAGUCCUCCGCAGGUCUCAUCAUGAAAGUGAAGGAGCUUGUCACAGUCGAAGAGGUGGAGCAGCGCCUCACCAAGCAGCAGAUUCACUUGGAACGCAAGCCGGAUCCCGGAUACUAUAUUGAGAAGACCGCUGCUCAGGAGCGGGCUGAGCUGUCAAGGUAG
Molecule: messenger RNA, 297 nt
Organism: Penicillium chermesinum
Lineage: Eukaryota; Fungi; Ascomycota; Eurotiomycetes; Eurotiales; Aspergillaceae
Product: mitochondrial 54S ribosomal protein uL30m
Exons: 1
Coding region: 1-297 (98 amino acids)
Biological process (GO): translation
Cellular component (GO): large ribosomal subunit; mitochondrion
Molecular function (GO): structural constituent of ribosome
Source: RefSeq, a predicted model, not a curated record